This is a messenger RNA of Suillus bovinus, 756 nucleotides long. Its product is annotated as peroxisomal biogenesis factor. Gene Ontology annotation, biological process: peroxisome fission; regulation of peroxisome size. Gene Ontology annotation, cellular component: peroxisomal membrane. Lineage: Eukaryota; Fungi; Basidiomycota; Agaricomycetes; Boletales; Suillaceae. The transcript has 7 exons. The record is from RefSeq and is a predicted model, not a curated record. Bases 1 to 756 code for a protein of 251 amino acids.
AUGGCUACAAUUGCAUCACAGGUCAUUCUCCACCCUUAUGUUUCUCAGUCCUUGAAAUUUGGAUCAUUUAAUGUCGGCCGGGAUAAGCUCUACCGCACAGUUCAGUAUUUUUCUCGGUUCCUCGCCUGGUUCCUCCUCUCUCGAGGCAACAAAGUUGAAGCUGCUCGAUGGACAGCUCUCAAGAGUCACCUAGGGAUUGUCCGUAAAGUCAUGCGACUUGGGAAACCUGUCGAGCACCUCCAAGCCGCAUUGCGUGCUGCUUCAUCAUCAGGUGAAGUUGGCGAACAAGUGGCCAGCAUCGGUCGGCAGCUCGCCUACUUUGGGUAUCUUACAUAUGACACAGCUCUGUGGGCGAACGCCGCAAAGUUUAUUGUUCUCAAGCCUGGCACUGCCGAGAAGGUUACAAAGACAUCCAACAGAUUCUGGCUGGCUGGGAUCUUAUUCAGCAUUACACAUGGAUUGCUGAAGGCCGGACGACUAGCUCACGACGCAAAGAAGUUACGUAACUCCCAGACUUGGGGAGAAAAGGACCUCGGCGAUGAAGCUCAAAGAGAAGUCAGGCGACUCGCGCUUGAAAACCUGCGUGCAGAUACGCGCCACCAAUUCAUUAUCGACCUUUUCGACAUUUUGAUACCCGCUUCCAACUUGGGUCUUGUCAAUGUCAACGACGGGAUUGUUGGCUUUGCUGGUUUCAUUUCAUCUCUCAUGGGUCUUCGUGCUCAAUGGCUUACCAUCAACAAUGGAAAGAAAAGCUGA